AUGGUUGUGCAGUGUGGAGUGGGCGAGAAAGAAUUGCAAUUGUCGUUCGUAUCGUUGUACGAUGGUGAAGGAAUACGGGCCAAGUUUGCCAACUACGAAACGAAAUUCAUAAACGAUUUUAUCAACUUCACCCGUCCGGCCGGAGAUAUUAUGGAACCGAUCUACUACGACUACGACGGUGGCACUAAAACGUCUGACUACGAAACGGGCAUGACGUUGGGCGGACUGCCAAUACCGGAAGAAACACCGGCCCGCACGGCUACAGUGAAUGGAGAGGUAACGCGACCACCGGACAUCUUUCCCGAUCCGGACAAAAUUUACGCUUCCUUCAUUAACAAGAGCACGAUGAAACGGAACCGUUACCCAGGGGAAGAGAAUGUGAUAAAAGUUUAUUCCUCAAAAUCAUUACGCAAAUCGCCACAGGCCCACACAACCGACGAUGAAAGUUCGUUCGAUAAUCUAAACAACGACAUGAAGGGGCACGAUUUCAUCGACAACAUUAUGUACAUCUACUACGGUACCAAUGGAAAUCUGCGCAAAGAUCUCGGUGGUAAUGUGAUUGUGAUUGGAGCCGUCUUUGCCCUAGCACCUCAGAUACUGACCAUCAUCAUACUGUUUCUGCGAAAUCGACGCCUCCGUCACUUUAAUGCGUUCUAUCCGAUCUGUCUGAAUCUGCUGCUCGCACUGAUCGCAUCCAAUUUGUCCUUCAUUCUGGGCGUUCAGGCAACGCGGAAUGUGAUCCGCUGUGAGUUGAUUGCGCUACUGCUACACUAUCUGCAUCUGAGCACGAGUAUCUGGUGCUUCAUCUACAUCUACGUGAUCUACGAUCUGAUUGCGAAUGAGUGUAUACCGAAGUUGAAGUACCAUUACCUGAUGGGGUACGGAAUUCCGGCGGUAUAUGUUUUGUUCUCGUACGCUUCGUCAAUCGAUCGUUUUGAGGUACACCGAUACUGCUGGAUGUCGAUCCAGAAGGGUAUGAUCGUAAGCUUUAUGGUACCGAUAUCGUUCCUGAUCAUUCUUACCACCGUACUGGGUACGCUGAGUCUCAAGCGUAUCUCCACCAAGCAGACGGAGCUGCUCUGCGAAAGCAUUGAAAGUAUCAUCGAAACUACGUCCAAGUGCAAUGACAUUAUCUAUCCUCGGUUGCCAUCACUGGCUGGCGUUAAUAUGGCUAUGGUGUGUCGCAGCAAUAGCUAUCCUCAGCUCGAACAGGUAAAAGAUCGGAACGCUGUGUGCUGUCAGGAGUAUGCCGAAUGUGCCAAUCGUCACUCCGUCGUGACAUUGCCACAACCAGUUACUACGGGUAUGUCUACGGUAGCUGCCAGUCAGUAUGCGAUGAAUGCGACCAAGCGUUCGUUCGAUUGUUACGACACACGGAUCGAUCUGGGACAGCUGUCACUCGCGGAACUUACCACACCGAGCAUGGCAUCAGAUGUGCAGGACUUUACCGAGUUUAAGAAGGCGAUCAAAUUUGGACUGUUCUUCCAACCGAUCUUCUCCGUGUGCUGGUUCCUGGAGGUAAUCGCCCUGGAGAAUGUUCACUCUUGUGUGAUGCCAGUCAUAUUUGCCAUCAGUUUUAAUAUCUUGAAUUGGUGCAUGCUGGUACGUUCCUCUAACGUUUGCCCGUACGUGAGCUCCACCAUGGAGAAAACACUCGAAAGCCAGCAGAUCGCAUCCUGUGGCGAGUCACUAAAUGGUACGAUUGGACCCGGAGGUGAUAACGACGCAACGCAGACAAGCGUCUGCACCGAUACGAUUCCAUUGCUUUGUGCUUCCAACAGUGGAUCCACUGUAAUAAGUCCGAGUUCUACCGUUUGUGCGUCGAUGAAGGGUUCCGGAGCCACGGUUGCUACCGUACCGCGCAAAUUCUCGGCUACUUCCAUCACAGACGAGCAGCAGCAGCAGCAACCACUGUUUUACAGUAACUUUAUCGGCACGACGAACGUGCCCAUGUCUUGGGAGUCGAGCAUUGAUUUGGGUGCUUACCAUUUGCACGAAACGAAGAACGCUGACUGUAUCAGUACGAUCAGCAAUUGA
This is a messenger RNA of Anopheles maculipalpis, 2037 nucleotides long. RefSeq lists its product as uncharacterized. NCBI's taxonomy places the organism in Eukaryota, Metazoa, Arthropoda, Insecta, Diptera, Culicidae. Gene Ontology annotation, molecular function: G protein-coupled receptor activity. Bases 1 to 2037 code for a protein of 678 amino acids. The record is from RefSeq and is a predicted model, not a curated record. The transcript has 5 exons. Gene Ontology annotation, cellular component: membrane. Gene Ontology annotation, biological process: adenylate cyclase-activating G protein-coupled receptor signaling pathway; cell surface receptor signaling pathway.